Salmo salar (Atlantic salmon) is the source of this 2356-nucleotide messenger RNA. RefSeq names its product endonuclease domain-containing 1 protein. The record is from RefSeq and is a predicted model, not a curated record. Lineage: Eukaryota; Metazoa; Chordata; Actinopteri; Salmoniformes; Salmonidae. Gene Ontology annotation, molecular function: hydrolase activity; metal ion binding; nucleic acid binding.
CCAUACCACCGAGGCCACCAAUAGCAAAACCCAUCAGGCUUUGGCAAUAGCCUAGCCUGGUCCCAGGUCUCUUUGUGCUGUAUUGCCAACUUCUAUAGUUGUUGUCAUGCCAAAGACGAUAAGGAUUGGCAAUACGGCCCAAAGACACCUGGAACCAGGCUAGUAAAGGUAUCUUUAUUUCAAUAGAACUCAGGUUGUCAAUGAUAGGCGGCUAAAGUCAGUUGAUAGAGAAGGUGUUCAUGGCUUUGCAUAAUGAGCCCAGAUUAGGGAGCGCUAACGCUGACACACAGGUGUACCUCUCAUUCAGAGCUGCCGGCACCAAGAACUCAGGGCAGGUACAGAAACACACACAAGUACUAAGAGGGACAGAAAGACCGAGGGGAACCAAGACAGACAGAAAGACAGACUAGCUAAGUCACCAUGGCCCCACUCUGGGCACAGGCCUUCCUCCUGGUCACCAUGGCGAUGACGGAUGUCCAGGGAACGGUGGAGAAGGAGCUCUCUCCAGAGUGCAGGGAGUUCCUAUACAUGGGGACGCCACCCGUGGGCCUGGAGGACCACUCGCUCCAGAAGAUCUGCCAGCGCUACAACAACAAGCCGCGCUACGUCACGCUGUACGACACCGCCAACCACGUCCCCAUCUACUCAGCCUACACCUUCAAACGCUCCGACGGGGAGAAAAGGGUGGACGUGCCCUGGAUGUACGAACCACAGCUGUCCACAGUUUCUGACACCAGGGAGAUGCAGGCGUUCCCGCGCGGCUACAUGCACAGGAACUUUGAGGACGCCCAGGCCAUCCUGGACGACUACACCAACGCCGUCCUCUACGAGCGUGGCCACCUCAACCCUGACGAGCACCAGGCUGACCCAGACGACAAGGCCUCCACCUACACUCUGACCAACGUGGUGCCCCAGGUCAGAGAGUUCAGCGCUGGCACAUGGAAAGAGCAGGAGCACGUGAUCCGCAAGCGCCUCAACAACUACUGCCACGGCACCGCCUACGUCGUCACCGGAAUCACCACCUCAGGGAACAUGAUCCGGCGCCAUAACAUUGACCGCGUGGCGGUCCCGACGUACCUGUGGUCGGCCUACUGCUGUACCGACUACGACCACAACGCGCCGUACGAUGAGCGCUACAAGUUUCCAGCAUUCGCUCACUACGCCCUCAAUGAGAAGGAGAACAACCAGGUCCUGGAGUUGUCCGUCAAGAAACUGGAGGAGUUCCUCCAGAGGUCCACCUUCGUGGACAAGAACUUCCAGAUCUUUGCGGACGACUGUGUCCAGCCUGCCUUUGCUCUGCAUUAGGUUCCCUGGUCUCUCAGUGGACUUGACCUCCCCAAACCACAAGACCUUACAUUUAAUUUACACUUCCUGCAAUGGAAACAAGUCAACAAUAGCAGUCUUCUUAAAUUGCUGUUAUUGAUAGAUUGAUUGAUUCAUGUUUUUUUCCCCCUCUCCAAAUACUUUCUGCAAAGAUCAUGUAGGCCAAAAUGAUGUUCCCAUCUAUGUCUGAUUACAUAAAGUUCACCCAUCUUAUGACAUACAAUUGAUAUACAUUGUCACAAAAUGGGUUCUAUAAUGUGACAUUAGCAAGGCUCUCAUUCAGAGCAACACCCAGUUUGUGCGUGGGAGGGGUGUUAUGUGACCUGCGAAGAAAAUAACAUACCAGCUCAAACAUACAUGACAAUAGAGGUUGUGGCUUAGUCCUGUGGUUGGUUGUGCUCUACUCUAGAUAUGAUAAGAGAUAUGAGAACAUGGUUGACAUCCCCUCAGGCAGAUGUUUAACACCUUCCACUACCCUCCUGUGGUUUUCAACAGGAAAUGUGUAAAACAACAACUGUUCAGACAGGUCUUACAAAUAAUAAAAGUCGUUGCUACUUGUGUCACUGAAGUUCCUGGAUGGAAUGUUGUUUUUCCUAUACGUCCACAGCACAGGGAGGUGCUGAGGGGAGGACGGCUCAUAAUAAUGGCUGGAACGGAGUAAAUGGAAUGGCAUCAACCACCUGGAAACCAUGUGUUUGAUGUAUUUGAUACCAUUCCACUGAUUCCGCUCCAGCCAUUACCACGAGUCCGUCCUCCGUAAUUAAGAUGCCACCAACCUCCUGUGAUCCACAAUCUUAUUUACUGGAAGCCUAUCAUACAAAUUCCAGUGACAAUCAAGUCUGUGAAGUAAAACUCUCAUGGCACAGCUAGGUUUCCAGACUUCACCUACUACGCCUUCAACGAGGUAAAUAUAGUUAUUUUACCAUUAUAUUACAUACAGAAUAUUACUUUUGUGAAAAUGUGUCAAAUAAUCCUGUAAGGGAUGGGUUGCUAACAACGAAUUGAUGCAUAAAUAAAAUAUAUAAUUCCUUCA